CCAUCAGGUUCGGGCGGAUGCCGCAGGCCGAGAAGGAGAAGCUGCUGGCGGAGAUCUCCAGCGACAUCGAGCAGCUGAACCCCGAGUCGGCCGACCUGCGCGCGCUGGCCAAGCACCUCUACGACUCCUACAUCAAGUCCUUCCCUCUGACCAAAGCCAAGGCGAGGGCCAUCCUGACAGGAAAGACGACAGACAAAUCACCCUUCGUUAUUUAUGACAUGAACUCUCUGAUGAUGGGGGAAGACCAGAUCAAGUGCAAGCACGUGUCCCCGCUGCAGGAGGAGAACAAGGAGGUGGCCAUCCGCAUCUUCCAGCGCUGCCAGUUCCGCUCCGUGGAGGCCGUGCAGGAGAUCACCGAGUUCGCCAAGAACAUCCCGGGCUUCGUCAACCUCGACCUCAACGACCAAGUGACUCUGCUCAAAUAUGGGGUCCACGAGAUCAUCUACACCCUGCUGGCCUCGCUGAUGAAUAAAGAUGGGGUUCUCAUAUCCGAUGGACAGGGGUUCAUGACGCGGGAGUUCCUGAAGAGCCUGAGGAAACCUUUUUGUGACUUUAUGGAGCCCAAGUUUGAGUUUGCUGUGAAGUUCAAUGCACUGGAAUUAGAUGACAGUGACCUGGCAAUAUUUAUAGCUGUCAUUAUCCUAAGUGGAGACCGCCCGGGGUUGCUAAAUGUGAAGCCCAUCGAAGACAUUCAGGACAACCUUUUGCAAGCCCUGGAGCUGCAGCUGAAGCUGAACCACCCCGAGUCCUCGCAGCUGUUUGCAAAGCUGCUGCAGAAAAUGACGGACCUGAGGCAGAUCGUCACGGAGCACGUGCAGCUCCUGCAGGUCAUCAAGAAAACCGAGACGGACAUGAGCCUCCAUCCUCUGCUCCAGGAGAUCUACAAGGACCUGUACUAAUGAGCAGAGCAGCUGUUAAUCCCCUGACACGAUGUAUGUUCUUCAGAUUGCACUAUUUCUAAGAGGGAAAAACUUGGCGUACCUAAGAGAUUACUGUGAAACAGCAUUUAAAAAGAGAGAGCUUAGUAUAGUAGAUCUAUUUUAUGCAUAUUGUUUAUAAAGACACAUUUACAAUUUACUUUUAAUAUUAAAAGUAUCUAUAUCAUGAAAUUGUUGGCAGUAUUUUCAGAAUUAAUUUUUUUAACUACGUUAUUUCUUACAAUCGCUUGUCCGAGUGUGAUCGAUGCUUCACUCAAGCACGCACUUAAAUUUUCAACUCAAUAAAAACCUUUCUCCUUGAGCAUUCCCAGGGAAAUGUUUGAAGCAUUAACGUUCAGUUCUGUGCUCCUGAGGCAGCAGCACAGUGAAAUUCAGUCCCAGAUUGGUGCAGCUUCCCCGGAGAGCCUGCGGUGCCAAAGGAAGAAGUGUCAGGUGUGAAAAUGUUUGUGCCUUCCACAACGAGGUUGGACACUGGCAGAGCUCUGCAAAGGUGUAAGGAGAGAUCAGGGCACUCCUUUGGGGGCAAACUGAGAAAUCAGAUGCCAUUUCAAGAGCUCAUUAAUGAGGAAUAUGCACUGCUCAGCACUCCCAGGAAACAGAGACCUUUUGGUUCCUCUGCAGGUGGAGCAGCAGCUACUCCAGUUCCCACCCCACAGCAGCCAGGGCUGAGCUGGAACGGGCUGGUACAAACCCCUUGGCCCAAGACCUUCCCCAGUUAUUUCAUAAACUGCCCUUGAACAGCAGUCAAAAUAUCAUGGAAAACUGGGAAAUUGUGACAAAUUAACUCCUAAGCAAAAGCAAGGUUUAGAUUAAUUAUUGUGUAAAUAUAAAGCUGUGAUGGAGACUCUGCACCCCAAAUCCGACUCGAGCUCCAGGUGCUCAUCCAGGGUGCUGGGAGAUGUUCCUGCUGUUGAGGUUGUUGGCUUUCUUGCACGUGUUCCCCUGUAAUGUCACCUCAGAGUUCCACAGGGAGCAGAGCACAGCAGAGUGAACAAAUUUAACAGAAGAUAAAUUUCCUAACAAUGUAAUUUUGGGGUAUUCUUGGUGCUGAGGUGAGGGAUUCUCAUUUCACCUGCCCGCCUUUGGUAGUUUGUGAAUGUGACCCCUGACUCCAUCCAGCAGGGAGGACCCACAGUGGUGGAGCAGGAGAGGGAACGCUGGGGAAAAGCCACUUUUUGUAAUUUAUAUAUCAAAAUCAGGAGAGGUCCCCAAUACCCUUGGUUUCCUCCCCGUGUCUAUAUUUUAUUUAUGUAGCAAAAAAUGUGCCUUAAACUGAGACAAGGGGAGUGGUGGUUCCCAAGUGGACAAAGAGGUGAAGUAGGUGUGAGCAGGAUCUUCAGGGAGCAGAAAUUGGCUCUGCUCCUAAUGCAGGCCUUAAAACUCUUAAGCCAAUGCAAAUUAUGCAAUAAAGGAGCUGAGAGAGGUAAAUAUUAACAUUAAUCCUUCAGCUCAUGCCUGCUGCACCUGGAAAGGUUUCCUGCUGCAGAUUCCAGGGAACCUCUGGGCCCGAGGUCAGCAGUGAGCGCUGUUCCCACCAGGAAAUUUGGGGAAUUGGAUCACUCAGCUCCAGGUGUGCAGCCCAGGGGUGGAAUUGCACUGAGAUGAAUCCCUGCCAGGCUGCAGAGAGCAGCUCUGAUCCUGCCAGGCUGGCACUGAGGGCAGCUCAGGGGGCUCAGGAGGGGUGGCCCUGGAGCACACAGAGGCUGCAGCUCACGCAGCUCAUGCAGCUCAUGCAGCUCAUUGGAAUUCAUGCAGCUCAUGUAGUUCAUUGCAUCUCAUGCAGCUCAUGCAGCUCAUGCAGCUCAUGCAGUUCCUUCAGGUCAUUGCAGUUCAUUGCAGUUCAUGCAGCUCAUGCAGCUCAUGCAGCUCAUUGGAAUUCAUGCAGCUCAUGUAGUUCAUUGCAUCUCAUGCAGCUCAUGCAGUUCAUGCA
This is a messenger RNA of Zonotrichia albicollis (white-throated sparrow), 2868 nucleotides long. The record is from RefSeq and is a predicted model, not a curated record. Lineage: Eukaryota; Metazoa; Chordata; Aves; Passeriformes; Passerellidae.